CGAUCCCGCGCUCUCGCCCGAUCUCCUUCUCUCCCUUUGCCUCCUCUCGUUCGCGUUGCGAUCGUUACUCCGAGAGCGUCCGCGAGCGAGGACCCGCGGCGGCAGGUGGAAAGCCCUCUCCCGACGCUGCUGUCCGUUCUGCUGUUUCCGACGUGUGACACGAACACGCUUCGUGUUCGACGCUCCCGCGACGCCUGUCAUCGGCGAACGCGUCGUCGCCAGCGUGCGGAUGCUGCGCGGCGAAAUAGGCAGCGUCCGAAUAGCAAUCGCGAGGAUACGUUGACGUUGCACGAGACCGGGAUACGCGUUGACGUUGCGAGCGUGUAUAGGGGAACUGUGCCGCGAUAUCGAGAAAGGACUUCUCACGGGAGUGCGAAACGAGACAUUGCGCUCACUGUGAAAGAUCUAAAUGAUAAUCGCAUCUCGAAUGCAUUACGUAUCGAACGACUGAGAUAAAUCGAAAAAGCGUGCUCCGAGACUGUGUCUCGAUUGUGCUCCGAUAACGAAAUGCCUGAGAUGAGUCAGUGUGAACGUUUUGUGACUGGAAAAUCUAAAUAACGGCCGUAAUCUGAAACAAAAUUUAUUAUUCUAAUCAAGGAGCUUAGAUUAGAUGGAUAUUUAACAUUCCAACGAAAAUCCACUUCAAGAUAAGCCAGAUCAAAACGGUCGAGACAGCAAGUUCGUAACUGCGAGAGUAGGAUUGAAGCGAUAUCGGGAUAAGUAGUUAGAUUAAGACGUCUAAUCUUCGAAACGAAUCAAGACGGAUAACGGCCAAUCUGCGAUAUCCAUCCCGAGACAAGACAAAUUGGCGGUGCGGAUCAGUUGUGUGCGGAUAGCGAGUUCAAGCUGACGAUCACGCAGGUUUAAUAGGAUAACGCGCUUAAGCAGCUUGGGAUCGCGAGGGAUCAACCGGCUUAAUUUUUGGAGCGAAUUCGCGACGGCGUGUUGGAGCAGGGAACGCGCAUCCAGAGACGAAAAAUAAAUAAGCGCGAGCUCCGGAGACUUCGAUAAACUGCAGCGGCAGCGAAACGAGCGCCGCGAUUAUUGCAGUACAAAUUCGAGAAUCGAGACGUAGAUAGCCAGAUAGCGCGAGACAACGAGCUGUCGCUACCGCGUGUCCUCAUAGAGUCGUAUUCAACACGAAACGAGACGAGUCUCUCGGCGACGCGCGAUCAGCCGGUCGUUGCACUUCGCCUGCUCGCUCCGGUAAAUCUCCUACAAACGCCUCCUCGCGAUAUACCGUUACCACCACAACACACACCGGAUCGGACGAGGCCUCCGCCUCUCGUGUAUACGUGCGCGCGUGAAGAGGCCUGCUCCAUACCGACCAGUACGAACCGGAUACCCAAUUCCGCUCUUCGAACGUCGAACGAGGACGCGCUCUCCGUGCGAGCUUGUAUUUACUUUUUGGUAAGAAGUUACGAAAUCGGAAUUUAGGAGGAGCCUAAACGCGCCGAGCCAGCUGUCAAAAGGAAUGCUCACGAGGCGGCAUUAAAUUGUACAAAGCCGCCGACAGUUCCCCUGGGCCAUCGCGACAAGACGACGGCGAUAAGCCGAGCGGACAUCGAGUGACAGGAAGGAGCGGGUGAUUUCAGUCCCCCCCCCCCCCUCAGAGACAUCCGGUAAACUAACUAGUAACUUGAACGGAGUGAAAAAGUGCCGAUUGGGAGGAGGGUAGCCGGGCGAUACACGGGAAGAUUUCUGCCGCCGCUAUGCGCACACUGACCGAAGCGAUGAAGCAUCGCGCGAUCAGCUGACUAGUCGAGUUGUUCGGCGGCCGCACCGCUGAUAAGGAUAAUACUCGGGACAGGCAUUCGCAGCGACGCCCGCCGCCCACUUGCUCUGUCAUGACAUUUGGCACGCCGUUCCACACCGAGAAAUCGCAAUUGGCCAGCGAGAAUUCCGCUCGGACCGGCAGCAUGGCAGCUGAAGAGGGAAUGCUGGGUGGUGGCCUGGGCGCGAAAUUGAAAUGCCCGACGCCCAUAUCGCGGUUGAGGGUGGAGAAGAUCGAGGGCGGCCUGAUGGUGGCCGGCGUGGUAAUAGCGGCGAACUGCCAGAUCGCCCUUCCGGCGUUUGGCACUCUCUUCAUGCUCGUCGGCGCCGUACUCACCGCUGCUUCUUAUCGCGGCCCCGGCGAGGACGAGGACAAGAACUCGUACGCCGCACGAAUUGCCUUUACCGGCAAUUCCCGUAUCUUGGGGCCGAUCUGCAUAGUUGUGGGCGCCCUUAUGCUCGCGCUCGGCGUACUGCUCUGCAUGCUCACGAGACGGGCGAGGCGGAGGGAGCGCAGGGUGGGCUUUCACUGUCCGCUUCACGGGGAUUUCUACCCUCUGAGUCCGGUCCAAGGUAUCAAGAUGCUCGGGGUAUCUGGCAAGGACGUAAGCGGAUGGCCGAAGAUCCCGUGUCUGAAAGGCCGCACGUCUAGCAAAGGCGGAAGCGGCACGGGAGGACCACACGCAGGUCCGCCGCAAUGUCCGCACUCCGUUUUGAGCAGCACCCGCAGCUCGGUGAGCAGCUCUCCUUUGAGCCCGUGCCCGACCCCCAUGCCCUUCCUGGUGACUUCGGGCUCCGUCAGUAGCGGCAUGGUGCAAAGCGUCGGGGCCAAUUUAUCGCCGGACCAGACAUUCGGAUCGAUCCGGUCGCUCUCGGUGACGAGGGAAGUCGCCAGCUUCCCCCUGUCGCGAACGCCCACGCCGCCCCCGCAGCACAGACCGUCGGCAGUGCUGGCGACGAAUCCCGAGGAGCUGGGCGUCGGUAGCCCUCUGAGGGAGGCCUCACCCAGGCCGGAGGUGCGCGUGGUCGCGCCGUCCCAUCGGCCACCACCGCCGACGUCCGCCCUGGCCGCGACGAACGGCGGCCACGUCUCCACGGCGAGCCGCAAAUCCGUCAGCAUACUGCUACCCGAGCAGAGCAGCGGAUGA
Molecule: messenger RNA, 2921 nt
Organism: Wasmannia auropunctata (little fire ant)
Lineage: Eukaryota; Metazoa; Arthropoda; Insecta; Hymenoptera; Formicidae
Exons: 6
Coding region: 1848-2921 (357 amino acids)
Source: RefSeq, a predicted model, not a curated record